AUGGCCUCCGAGUUUGGGAAGCUGCCAGAAUUGAAGUCUAUUCGUAUUCAUACUCCAGAGCAAAGGUCUCUUUUAGGCGUCCCAUUCGCUUUGACUAUCUCCGCAUUGUUAACCACAAUCCUUCGCCUAUACUCGAGGAAACUCAAGAAGAAAAACUUUCGCACAGAUGACUGGUUUUGUUCCCUAACCAUGCUGCAAGCGACUACAGUCCUGCUCUGGAUCAUUUCAAUAUCCGCUCUGCAGAUAUCAAUUCUCACAUUCUACCUCAGCACCUUCGGCGUCUAUAAGACCUUACGCCGCAUCUGCUAUGGCAUGAUAGCCGUUGUUGUCGCAUGGUGGAUCGCCACGACCUGCAGCUACCUCUUCAGCUGCAACCCAGCCCGCAAGCUCUGGAACCCGUUUAUACCUGGAAAAUGCGAAAUAUGUGUUGCCCUCUGCAGCAGUGUUUUUGCAGUGCACAUCGCACUGGACAUUGCCAUACUAGUCAUACCGAUACACAGGACAUGGAAAUUACAGAUGUCCCGCUCAAGCAAGGCGUUAGUGACAUUCUUGCUCUUGCUAGGUCUAUUUGCCACGAUGUGCGCUGCCAUCCGCCUUCAAUGCCUUUUCAAGAUCCUCCCCGGCACCCCUGACAAAACGGACUACUGGCGCGCCGUCCUUCUCCAAUCGUGCGAGAUUCCCGUCGGCAUCAUCUGUACAUGUGUGCCUACGUUGCGGCCCGUCGCUAAGCAGAUAGCGCGCUCGAAGUUCGCCACAGGCUUCCUCUCGCUCUUCCCGGCAUCCGCACGUACCAAAGAGCCCAUCUCCAAUGAAUACCGACCAGAUACAAGGUACAAGCCCUCUCCAUCCGUCGAAGCAAAACCCUAUAGCAGAUCAAUAUCAUCGGAGAUUACAGGUGUCAAUAAUCUAUCCUCGGAGGCCAUAGUUUGACUCAUUUACUGGAUACCAGACGGGCCGUUCCAAUCAAUAAGCG
Messenger RNA from Westerdykella ornata, 973 nucleotides. RefSeq lists its product as uncharacterized. The transcript has 3 exons. Bases 1 to 930 code for a protein of 309 amino acids. The record is from RefSeq and is a predicted model, not a curated record. NCBI's taxonomy places the organism in Eukaryota, Fungi, Ascomycota, Dothideomycetes, Pleosporales, Sporormiaceae.